This is a messenger RNA of Cynoglossus semilaevis (tongue sole), 3372 nucleotides long. RefSeq names its product relaxin family peptide receptor 3.2b (gene rxfp3.2b). Gene Ontology annotation, molecular function: C-C chemokine binding; C-C chemokine receptor activity. The record is from RefSeq and is a predicted model, not a curated record. Lineage: Eukaryota; Metazoa; Chordata; Actinopteri; Pleuronectiformes; Cynoglossidae. Gene Ontology annotation, biological process: positive regulation of cytosolic calcium ion concentration; calcium-mediated signaling; immune response. The transcript has a single exon. Bases 1584 to 2789 code for a protein of 401 amino acids. Gene Ontology annotation, cellular component: external side of plasma membrane; membrane.
UAUGAAGAGAAAAACAAAAACUGGUUAAUGUGCACAUCAGCCUAAUGACUGAGCUGUGGAGUACGUAGUGUAUAUUCAGUGUGAAAUGUCAGGUGCUCAUGAAUCAGACUUAGUCUCCAUCACAACUGAAUGCCUAGACCAGGGAAUCUGUCAGAGUCUAUGGAUUAGGUUGUUCAUGUGAGAAAAUAAUAACAAGAACUGGGUCAGAAAAGAUUAAAACAGAGGAUUUUUUUUCUUCUUCUUCACUAAUUCUCAUUAUGUCAAUAUAAUUAGUUCAAACCACACACAUUUUUUUACAUAAAAAAGUGUGAGACCAGAUUAAAAAUAUGCAUUUUUUUUGCUUUAUUACUAAUUGCAACCAAAAAGGUGGAGAAGUUAUCGUGUGGCUGAAUGCUUUUUCUACACCUAUCAUACGUCACAGAGCACUGACUAGAACACUUGUACAAAAUGUACAACAUAUGUAAUACAGGGGUGUCAAACAUAUAGCCCGUGGACCAAAACUGGCCCACUUGUUGUUUCAACGAGGCCCAGAAAAUAAAAUAAAAAUACACUAACACUUAAUGUUCAGUUAUGUAAAAUUAUAUUUAAUUAAAUAUGAAUGUUUAUCUAAUAUUUUUUAUUCUUUUUGCAUUAAAAAAGGGGAAAAAGACGGGCUUUUAUUAUUUAUAUGUUAUGUUAUGAUUCUACUGGUCCCGCUUUACAUCUAGUCAGGUUGUAAGCGGCCCCUCAACCUAAAUGAGUUUGACGCCGCUGCAUCCUUUCAACCUCAUUAUCAUAACUGAAGCGGACAUGCCAAGGAUUCAGGUGGGGCUCAAGCCCCCGUCUUUAAUUCGAAGGGAAAAAUAAUGGGCCACCAGAGGCGUUCAGGUGUUAAGAGCCAACCCUUCAUUUCCGUAGGAUACAAGGCUACAGAGCGCAACACCAUCAUCCUCACUGUCAGAGGUCAGUUUAUUCUCCCAGGUUUUAAUUCAGCGUUUGUUGUUGUAUCGUUGAUCUCGACACUGCGCCUCGCAGUGCAGAACAAGGACAUCAAACACAGAAUAGCGCCGGAAUUACGGCUUCAGUCGGAACAGAACACUGGCGUCUUCACCGCACGUCUUCAUAUUUGACGCGCACAGCUGCUCCACAGAGGCGCACCUCUGGCGCGGUCAUUUCCGAGGUGCCGUCGAGCACCGUGUCCAAAUACACUGCUCGCCCAGCGGACACGCUGACAGACUUUGAUGUGGCUGCGGUUAUUAGAGCGUGGACUCUCUCUCAGCUCUAAUCACGCCCACUGCCGGAGAGAAGGAACGCGCGCACAGCCGCGCUUCUCAGCUGUGCGCGUCCUCGUGGAGCCUAUAAAUGGUCGUUGCGCGCGAGGCGCAGUGUUUUUGGAGAGAGAAGGAUGAGGAUAAUAGUAGAGGAGGACGGCAGGCAUAUGUUUGGUUAAUGUUGAGAUAAAAUAUAUUCCUGAAGUUUUCCAAAUAGCUUUCUUCAACAGCUCCGUUACUCUGUGUGUCUUUUUCUUUUCUUUUUUUUAUUAUAUGACAUACGGCUGUCAAACUUGACGACCAAAGUGAUAUGUGAGCAGGCAGAGUCCAGCCAUGCAGAUGAAUGAGACUGGGGUUCAAACAGUGGCUCCAGAGCCAUGUGAGCAGCAGAUACUACAGGAGAACAACCUGGGGAACUCUAGCAAAGGUUCUGACAGUAACAACCUGUCACUGCACUGCUGGCUGCAGCUCCUCACCAGGGACUCUAUCAUGGAGUUACAGGGCGACAGCUCCAGCAUGGUCGUGCGUGUGAUGAUAGCGCUUGUCUACUCUGUCGUCUGUGCCCUCGGGCUGGUGGGCAACUCACUAGCUUUGUAUUUACUUCAUUCACGUUACAGGCAGAAGCAAUCGUCCAUUAACUUCUUUGUGAUGGGUCUGGCCAUCACAGACCUUCAGUUUGUUCUCACUUUGCCUUUCUGGGCAGUAGACACAGCCCUUGACUUCCGCUGGCCGUUUGGACGAGUGAUGUGCAAGAUUGUCAGCACCGUCACCACCAUGAACAUGUACGCCAGCGUGUUCUUCCUCACAGCUAUGAGCGUGGCGCGCUAUUACUCCAUGUCCACAGCGCUGAAGAUGCACUACAGACGGGCAGGAGCUGCCAGAGCCAAAUGUACAAGCGUGGCUAUCUGGGCUGUUUCACUGUUGGCCACUCUGCCUCACGCCAUCUACUCCACCAGUGCCCAGGUGUCAGAUGAGGAGUUGUGCCUAGUGCGAUUUCCAGACUCGGGCAAUUGGGAUCCACAGCUCCUCUUAGGCUUGUACCAGCUGCAGAAGGUCCUGUUGGGCUUCCUGAUUCCUCUAGUCAUAAUCACUGUCUGCUAUCUGCUGUUGUUACGUUUGAUCCUCACCCGACGCAUAGCCGGAGCGGCCAGCACUGAGACUGAAAAAGGACGACAAAAUCGUCGCUCCAAGGUAACAAAGUCCAUUAUCAUCGUCGUCCUGUCCUUCUUUCUCUGCUGGCUUCCCAAUCAGGCGUUAACUUUGUGGGGCGUACUUAUCAAGUUUGACCUCAUGCCCUUUAGCAAGGCUUUCUACAAUGUGCAAGCCUACGCCUUUCCACUGACCGUGUGUUUGGCACACACCAACAGCUGCUUGAACCCGGUGCUCUACUGCCUCAUCCGCAGGGAGUUUCGAGCUGGUCUGAAGGAACUCCUCCUUCACUCUGCACCAUCCUUCGGGAGGUUAACCCAUCUGCUGCGUCGCAACGCCAAAGUAGCUGAGGCGCCACCAGUUCUGGUACUGGUCCAAAUGGAUGUUUGACCAAAAUAACUUUUUUUACUGCGACAGAGCAGCAAAUGGAUUGGACUGCGUGACUGACAAAGUCCAUUUAUCAUUUAUCCCUGUCAACGUCCACUCACUGACUGUGAAACCAGCUCAAUCAUAACGGACGUCGUCCUGCUCUGUGUCUGGUUCUCUUCAACUCUAGCUCUGACUGUCAGAAACGUUUUGUGGAAAGCCUUCAAGAAUAGGUGUCCGAUAUCAAUCAUAAAUGACAUCGAUAUAUUUAUGCAUAUAUCUUCUCAGAUGCAUUCUGGGACACGUAUAGUAAACAUUAAUGUAAAUGUUGUAAAGUACAGCUUGUACAGGGUGUGCAUAACAGUGUAGGUGUAAUAGGCUGACGUUUUCUAUACAACGUACACCAUCAUAGUCGUCUCACCUCGCUCACAGAUCGUCUCUCACUAGAAUCUGUUGAAAAUGUAUGAUGUCUUUAAUGUCAGCCUUGGCUGUUUACCGUUGUAUUGUAGGUGCAAAUAUAUAAAUUCUAGUUUUGUAACUGUUUCCUUAAAGAUAAGAGAAUAAAUACAUAAAUGAAUAAAUAUGAGGGUGGCAUUCAUUUGCUAUU